Messenger RNA from Dermochelys coriacea (leatherback sea turtle), 1057 nucleotides. RefSeq names its product U2 small nuclear RNA auxiliary factor 1 like 4 (gene U2AF1L4). The transcript is spliced from 8 exons. Gene Ontology annotation, biological process: mRNA splicing, via spliceosome. Gene Ontology annotation, cellular component: U2AF complex; spliceosomal complex. Bases 42 to 941 code for a protein of 299 amino acids. The record is from RefSeq and is a predicted model, not a curated record. Lineage: Eukaryota; Metazoa; Chordata; Testudines; Dermochelyidae. Gene Ontology annotation, molecular function: pre-mRNA 3'-splice site binding; metal ion binding.
UACAAUUCCCAGCGUGCCCCGGGGCGGCUGGAAGAGGGAAGAUGGCCGAGUAUCUGGCCUCCAUCUUCGGCACCGAGAAAGACAAGGUUAACUGCUCUUUUUACUUUAAGAUCGGGGCUUGUCGGCAUGGAGACAGGUGUUCCCGCCUCCACAACAGACCCACUUUCAGCCAGACCAUCGUCCUGCUGAAUCUGUACCGGAACCCGCAGAACACGGCCCAGUCGGCAGACAGCUCGCACUGUCAUGUCAGCGAUGUGGAAGUGCAGGAGCAUUAUGAUAAUUUCUUUGAGGAGGUCUUCACGGAGCUGGAGGAGAAGUAUGGGGAGAUAGAGGAGAUGAACGUUUGUGACAACCUCGGGGACCACCUGGUCGGCAAUGUCUAUGUCAAGUUCCGGCGGGAGGAGGACGCCGAGAGGGCCGUGGGGGAGCUGAACAAUCGCUGGUUCAACGGCCAGGCCGUGCGGGCCGAGCUGUCCCCAGUCACCGACUUUCGCGAGUCCUGCUGCCGCCAGUAUGAGAUGGGGGAGUGCACGCGCGGAGGGUUCUGCAACUUCAUGCACCUGCGGCCGAUAUCCCGAGAGCUGCGCCGGCAGCUCUACGGGCAGAGCCGGUGCCGGCGCUACGGCCGAGCUUCCCGCCAAACCUGGCGCUUCCUCUGGCUCAGCAGGACGCCGCCCAUCUCCGGGCCUGGUUAUUUCCCCAGCUGUAGAGCAGCACAACCACGGAAUCAGCGUCUGCGUUUUGACCUUUUCAGCGAUGUUAGAAAACCGGGCCAGCUGCUUUUCCUCCUUUCUGCGUCCAUGCUUUGUACAGCGGAGUCGUGUUGCGCUGCCAAGGGACUCCUGGGGGAUUGUGCACGGCUUCGUGUGCACAUAAUUAACGAGUCCUGCUGCAUGGUUGCUGCAGUUCUGCCUUUUGCCCACCAGAGGGCGCCGUGGUGAUAGAACAAAGCUGCACCUCCCCACCAAUGAGAGAAGAAUAAGAGCCAGCCUUCUUCCCAGUGCCUGCCAGGCCAGGCCAGAAGACAGGGGCUAUGGGGAGACAGACAGCGUGGGGU